AAAGAAUUUCACUUUUAUCCUCCAGGUGGCACUUCAAAGUUUAAACAUCCAGGAUUUUCUUGUUUUAGAGACGAAAGAUAAUCUUCUGUAAUAGGAAAACGAAAAACAAAAAAUGGAAGACAAAUUACCUUCGAAAAGUAUUGAAGAAAUAGAAAAUGCACACUCAAGUUUAGAUAUGUUCAUUGACGAAGACCUUACAUCUUCCUUUAAUCUACAAUCUCUUAGUACCAUUGUCGACGAGUUAAUAGAAUCGAAUGUUAGUUUACAAGAUUGCGACGAGAAAGUGGAUCAGGCUUGUUACUCGGAGUUAACUCGAAAAUCUGGAAAAAAUACGGUUGAAAGUUGUAAUCUGUCCUUAAGUUUAGUUGCAAAAAGCGAUGAAAUUGCUGAUUUAAUAAAUUUAUCAUCUACUCCGAUAAAGCGUAAGUCGUCAACCAAAAUGAAGAAGCUACAUGAACUUUCAGACAUUAUUGUUGAUAAUUCGACAUGUGGUGAAGAAACAAACCACAACAGUGGCAAAACUAAAUUUGCUGUCUGUGAUAUGUCUAUCAGUGUAUUAUCUGAUGAAAAUGAUGAUAUAUUUACGUGCAAGGUUUCGGACGAUAAAGAGGAAAAUGUAUUUACUUCGUGCAAUAGUCCUCAAGUCUCUCCAAUUGCUAAAAAUCAGAUCUUCCAAUUCAGUCUGUCGGCCAGUGCUGCUGUAGAAAAUCGGACUACAAAAAAUGAGAAGAAAGACGAUCUUUCAGAACAAUUGACGGAAGUUAAUAAGGAUUUAUCGUUAAAAAAGGAAACAAAUGUAAUUUCGAAAGAAGGACCUUCGGCUAAAUCAGAAAAUUUCGAGCCAUCCCGUAACCGUAAACAAACGCAAUCGAAUAAGAUCAAGAAAAGAAAAAAAAAGACUCGUAUUGUACGAAAUCGCAUUAGCUGUAAUAAAGAGAAUCGUUUAGAGAAACGAAACGAAACGAAAACCGGAGAAUCGUCCGUAAAAGAAACAAAAAAACCAAAAUAUGUAAUCGAAGAUCCUUUAGAACUCGGCGAUAUAAACGAUCCGGAAUGGGAGAACGUGAGAUGUUUGAAUACGGAUGACGAACGUUACAGCGCAGUUAAAGCUUGCUGGGGUUCGACAAGAGUACCCAAACCAAACAAGGAUCUAACGAGACACAACUACAGAUUACGUAAGAUGAAGAAGGAAGAUUACAAAGCAGCAGUAAACGAUACGAGAAAAGGAAAACGAACGGCUACUAGCGGAGAGGUGGACAUCGUCGAUGACAAACGUCGCAAAGUAGAAACAGCCUUUUGCACGGAGACUCUCGAUCGGAAGAUCGAUCAAGAACGUCAGCUGUACAAAGAAAGUCGCGAUCAAGAAGAGCAGAAAUAUUUCAUGGACUUACAAGAGAUCAAGCGCACAUCCUGCGAAACCAAACAAUUACUCGAACAAGUGUAUUUGCAGAAGAUUAAGAAAACUAAAUCAUCAUCUAAUGUUUAUAAUCCUCUUAUUGAGAGAGUGGAAAAGUGGAAGAUGUCUAAAGAAGUAAAGUUAAGAGCUGAAGAAUGUCGGGAAAUUGACAACGCGAAAAGACGUUUCGAUAGUGCUAAGGGAAGACUAGAACAUAAUUUCAAUGUGACUUUAAAUAAACUUAAUAAAGCUAGAGAGGAAGUACUCAAAUUUAAUAAAUUUUACUGUGGAUUGAGUAAGUCAGAUCCAACAGUACUAAAAGGUAAAAGACUGAAAGAGGUUAGAAUAAUCGAGGAAAUGUAUAAAACCUAUGAUAAAGUUUAUGCACCAGCUCGUAUGUAAGAUAUUUAUUUCCAUACAUUAACUAAGGAACAAAAAUUUCGUUGCCGAUAUCUGUUUUUAAAAAGUUACCCAGAUUAAUUUUAUCAGCUCUUUUAAUAUUUCGAACAUUAUGUUUCCUCUUUACCAGUCCAAAAAACGAAAAAAAAUGUAAUAUAUAUUGAUAACGUGACUUGU
This is a messenger RNA of Centruroides sculpturatus (bark scorpion), 1972 nucleotides long. RefSeq lists its product as uncharacterized. Lineage: Eukaryota; Metazoa; Arthropoda; Arachnida; Scorpiones; Buthidae. The transcript is spliced from 2 exons. The record is from RefSeq and is a predicted model, not a curated record. The coding region runs from base 113 to 1798 and encodes 561 amino acids.